AUGCGUUAUCUCACCAUCGCCGUCGCCGCGCUCGGCAUGCUGAGCGUUGGUGAUGCCAAAAGGUCUUGUCGUCCUCGUCCCACCUCAGCAUUGGCUACUCCCACCUCGACUUCUCCCGCCCAGUCGACCUCUGAGAUCGCCAGUUCUAGUACUCCAGGGUCGUCCGGUACACCUGAGUCUAGCAUCCCGGCCAGCACCCCCAUCUCGGCUGAGAGCACUCCCGAAUCUUCCAUCUUGAUUUCCUCAACCACUCCCAUCGCUUCCGAGACUCCUGCCUCGUCAGAUAUUCUGGCCUCAAGCACUCCUGCUUCCACUGAUACUCCUGUGUCGUCCGCUACUCCUGCUUCUUCCGGAACUGAGGUUUCUAGCACUCCUGCUUCCAGCGUUGCUUCUUCCACUGUCACUCCCGUCUCCUCCGAGACUCCUGCCUCGAGCUCUGUUGAGUCAACCACUCCCGUCUCCUCCGAGACCCCUGCCUCCAGUUCUGUUGCUUCCAGCACACCUGCUUCAAGCUCUGCCGAGUCAACAACUCCCGUCUCAUCAGAGACUCCUGCCUCCACCUCCGCCGCUUCUAGCACACCUGCCUCCAGCUCUGUUGAAUCAACCACUCCAGUCUCGUCAGAGACUCCCGCUUCCAGCUCUGCUGCUUCUACCACCCCCAUCUCCAGCUCUGCCGAGUCAACCACUCCCGUAUCUAGCACUACUCCCGUAUCCAGCACUGUUGAGUCGACCACUCCCGUCUCUAGCUCUGCUGCUUCAAGCACCCCGAGCUCAUCUGCUGUCACUCCCGUCUCGACUCCCGUGUCUUCGUCCUCGCUUGAGUCCUCGACCACCCCUAUUUCCUCGGCCACUCCUCUGUCAUCUAGCAGCGCACCUGCCUCGACGACUACUCCCUCGAGCACUCCUGUCAGCUCCAGCCUGCCAGUUCAGACCGUGGACAGCACCGUUCUGAUCAUUGCCCGCCAAGAGACCGAGGCCAAGCAGGCCAGCGAUGGUCUUCUCGCAUAUGGUAUCUCUUGGGUCAACUGGAUCGUUCCCUCCACCGGUGCCACGCUCCCCGUGCUCAACUCCACAGCUACCCAUGCCAACUAUGGCGCCAUCAUUGUCAUGGACGCCGUCUCCUACGACUAUGGCACUGCCGGCUGGAGCAGUGCUGUGACCACUGAGCAGUGGGCCCAGAUCAAGAGCUAUCAGGCCGACUUCAACAUCCGUCUAGUCCGCAUCAACGAGUAUCCUGGUGCUACAACUGGUACUACCGCCAAGACUGGCACUGUUACCACCGUUUCUCUUACUGACCUGAGCUUCUUCCCUACUGCUAACCUUAAGGCUAACGCUGCCGUUUCUCUCACUGGCCUGUAUGCCGUGCCUGCUAGCAUUACCGACGCCACCCUCACCAAGGAAGUGGCCCAGUUCUCUGAUGGCUCUACCGCCGCCGUCAUCAACACCGCCGACGGCGUCGAGGUUUGGGCCUGGUACAUGGCCUGGGAUCCCUCUUGGUCCCUGACUUGCGCGUAUCUGCAGCACGCUCACAUUCACUGGAUGACUCGCGGUAUCUUCCAGGGCAAGCGCAAGAUUCACCUGAGCACCCAAAUUGACGACAUUCAGCUUUCCACCGAGAUGUACUACCCUACUACCUACGGAGACCUGAAGAUUAGCAUUGCCGACCUCGAGGCCCACAUCGACUGGCAGAACAACAUCAACGCUCGCAUGCCCUCUGGCUCUGACUACUGGCUCGAGUUGGGACACAACGGAAACGGCGACUUCAUCGAUGCUACUGGAACUGACGCCUCCGCCUCGGUGUGUGAUCCCAACGAGGCUGUUGACUACGACCAGGACGUUGAGGCUCCUCAUGAGUGGGUGAAGCCCAUCGGCAGCGGCGAGGACCUGUGGCCCAGCUCGUGGACUGAGUACCCUUGGACCUUGACCUGCGCUAAACGCGAUACUUUUGCUUCCUGGUUCCUGGACACCGACAAUCUCAACCAGUUCGGUCACAUCUCCCACACUUUCUCUCACAUGAACUUGAAUAACGCUACCUUUGCCGACGCCAAGCGUGAGAUUCAGUUCAACCAGGCCUGGCUCAAGCAGCUCGGCAUCGACAAGGCUACCCGAUAUAGCGACAACGGCAUUAUCCCUCCCGCUAUCACCGGUCUCUACAACGGUGAUGCUCUCCAAGCCUGGGUCGAGAACGGCAUCGUCCAGGUCGUCGGUGACAACACCCGCCCCGGGACCCGCAACACUGGCCACCCCUACUGGCCAUACAUCACAUCCAAGGCCAUCAACGGAUACGACGGUGUGACCGUUAUCCCCCGGUACUCCAGCCGCAUCUACUACAACUGCCACACCGCCGAGUGCACCACCUACGAGUGGACAGUCACCUCCAGCGUGACGGGCACCUUCGACGACCUCCUCGCUCUGGAGAAGGAGUCCAACGUCCGCAACCUGUUCGCCCUCCAGGCUGACCCCUACAUGUUCCACCAGGCCAAUAUGUACCAGGAGGGCGUUGCCUCGUACACCAUCGGCGAUCAGACCCGCAAGAUGUCCCUCGUCAUGAUCUGGACCGAGGUCGUCACCCAGGAGUUCCUCCGCCUCACCAACUGGCCCCUCAAGACCAUUACCCAGAAGGACCUCGCCGUCUACUUCACCGAUCGCAUGGCCCUCGACGGCUGCAACCCCAAGAUGUCCUACAUCCGCUCCACCGAUGGCAACUCCAUCGAAUCCGUCGUCGUCACCGCCGACGGUAACACCUGCUCCGUCCCCGUCCCCGUCACUAUCCCCUCCGGAGCCGUCACCGCCUCCGGUGGCUCUGCCACGGCGGAUAUUGUCGGUGCCGAGCCCCCCAUCCAGUGGGUUACGCUGAGCGGUUCCCCAGUUACCCUGAAGCUCAGCACUCCCGUGUCCCUUAUUUAA
Molecule: messenger RNA, 2907 nt
Organism: Clonostachys rhizophaga
Lineage: Eukaryota; Fungi; Ascomycota; Sordariomycetes; Hypocreales; Bionectriaceae
Source: the annotation of a GenBank genome assembly